CAAGCCGUGUUCGACGAAGGAUAAUUUUCUCCUUUCCAUACCCUCCUUUGGGUAGACCCCCCCUUUGGUAUAAACUCAAAAUCUAGGAUCAAUGACGGUCCCCUGAUGCUACAAGUGAUUUCGUUAGCACGACUGACUAGAUAACCCGAUCCAAAGAUCACUAAUUGCCCCAGUUUUCAUAAAAUUCAUGCUCUUGGAGUGCUGUGGAUUUCUCACUUAUAUUGUUGUCACCUCUAUCUUUGGCUCUUCAGCCCGACAGCAAGUAACUCUCUACAUUGAUCCCAAUCAUUCGUUUCGGUGUUUUUAAACUCUUUGACUCCAAAAUUCUACGUUGCCCUGACGGGAACUUCAUCCCUUAUAUCUGGACUCAUAUUUAUAUUUGAAUGGUGGUACUUCCGAAAAUACGGCACAUCAUUCAUCGAACAAGUGUCCGUGAGCCAUUUGCGGCCACUAAUGGGAGGGACAGAGAAUGGAAACCCAUCCCCGGGUACUCCCCUGAGCAGCGGAGAGGCCGAAACCACAAGGCAGAGUUUGUCUGAAUGCAAAGUAUGGAGAAACCCUCUAAAUCUUUUCAGAGGAGCUGAAUAUAGGAGAUACACGUGGGUGACUGGUAAGGAGCCCCUUACGUACUAUGACAUGAACUUAUCAGCGCAGGACCAUCAGACUUUUUUCACAUGUGAUACUGACUCUCUCCGCCCUUCAGACACAGUUAUGCAGAAGGCAUGGCGAGAGAGAAAUCCUCCAGCCCGAAUCAAAGCAGCCUAUCAAGCACUAGAAUUAAACAAUGAUUGUGCCACUGCAUAUGUUCUACUGGCUGAGGAGGAGGCAACAACUAUUGUAGAUGCUGAGAAGUUAUUUAAACAGGCACUCAAAGCAGGAGAAAUAAUUUACAGAAGGUCACAACAGUACCAGCACCAGAGUCCUCAACAUGAAGCCCAGCUUAGGAGAGACACCAAUGUAUUAGUUUACAUUAAAAGGAGGCUGGCAAUGUGUGCAAGAAAAUUAGGAAGAAUAAAAGAAGCCGUCAAAAUAAUGAGAGAUUUGAUGAAAGAAUUUCCUCCUCUUAGUAUGUUGAAUAUCCAUGAAAAUCUUCUAGAAUCGCUCCUGGAAUUACAAGCCUAUGCUGAUGUGCAAGCAGUUUUAGCAAAAUACGAUGAUAUCAGCCUCCCAAAGUCAGCAGCAAUUUGUUAUACAGCCGCGCUUUUAAAGACCAGGACUGUUUCAGAUAGGUUUUCUCCAGAAACAGCCUCUAGAAGAGGGUUGAGUACAGCAGAAAUUAACGCCGUGGAAGCAAUUCACAGAGCAGUAGAAUUCAACCCUCAUGUUCCAAAAUACUUACUAGAAAUGAAGAGUUUAAUUUUACCUCCGGAGCACAUCCUUAAGAGAGGGGACAGUGAGGCAGUCGCAUAUGCUUUCUUUCAUCUCCAGCACUGGAAACGAAUAGAAGGUGCCCUUAAUCUGUUGCAGUGUACGUGGGAAGGCACUUUUAGAAUGAUCCCAUACCCAUUAGAGAAGGGUCAUCUAUUCUACCCCUAUCCCAGCUGCACAGAGACAGCUGACAGGGAGCUCUUACCAACAUUCCAUCAUGUUUCUGUGUAUCCAAAGAAGGAGCUUCCUUUUUUCAUCCACUUCACAGCAGGACUGUGCUCCUUUACAGCGAUGCUUGCCCUCCUAACACACCAGUUUCCUGAACUCAUGGGCAUUUUGGCAAAAGCUGUAAGUAUGGUUUCAAGGACUUGCUUGGAGUAUUUGUGAGGCGUGCAGGAAACUGUCUCUGACCUGUCUAUGCAAACAGAUUGAGAUGUGCAUUUAGAGUAAAUGAUGUGUAAUGUAUUGUAAAGCUGCUGCCACAGAGCUGUCAAACUUAAGUCUUAGGUGGUUUGAACUCUAGUUCUGUCACUUAAAAAAAAAAAAGUUAAAGUAUGCAAUGGUGUAACAUUAUAAAGUUGUUCCCUGAAGAUCACUCUUGGUAGUAACACAGGGCUCAUUACUAAGAGCACUCCAACUUUUCUUGGCUUGCUUACCAUUAUUGUAUGUUUUGUUUGGCAUUUUUUUAAAGUUCCAUAUUUUAUGAACAAGGCUUCUGGUUUUCUGUUUAAACCGAAUUAUUGGUUAUAUAAUCCUGCUGAUUGUAAGCUGACUGGUUGGUUUGGAAAAGAUGCCCCCUAGACCAGCAUCCUAUCGAUCACUGGGCCUUCUGAUUAAUGCACUUUUAUUGCUACAUUUUUCCAUUUUCACAUAGGAGAGGCUGUAAGGGAGGUAGGCAACUAGCGGUGAUGUAAUGGGGUGGGGACACACCUAGAAAAAGCUGACACAUAACUCUAAAUAGCCCAAGUGAACUCUAACCUUAUUGAUUCCAUCGAGAGAGAUAAUAGAAACUAGAGUCUGUUAUUAAAACUGGGUUUUGGUUUGUUUUUUUUUGGUUUUGGUUUGCGGGUUUUUUUGGCUUCUUUCUGUCUAACUGAUUUUCCCUCCUUCUCAUGCCUUUGGACCCAUUUAUUUGACACCUUAUCCAGGACUUUAAAGAUGAGCUAGCUCUCCUCAGGUUGGCACUGGUGGUAAUAGCACUCACUGGUCUCCCCUUCUCCCUAGCGGUCACCUGCAGAAUGUGUUAAGUUGCCACUGGCUCCAAGCCGAAGAACCUGAGUUUGCAAUUGAUCCCGAGGCAGGCUGUGCGAAGAGUUUUAUGCUCUUCUUGGGGGAUAAUAGCUAUUUGGGUUGGAAAUGAGAUUUCUGAGCUUAGUGUAACCAGGGAAUACACGGCUCACGCUGUAACCCUCCUCCCUGAGACAAGGCCAAGUAGCUGGAGGUGCGGGGGAGGGGUGCCCUGCAACAUUCUGAAAUAACCCCUGCUGCCCAGUGUGAAUAAGGGAUCCGAUGGGAAUUCUAGUUACGCCAGAGCAGGAAGGAAAAUUGCAGCUGAGACAAGGAGUGGGAACAACAGAGAGUGAGGGUUCAUAGGGUUUUGAGGAUGGAGGGGGACUACAGAAGAGCCUGUAAAAAGGCAUAAACCUAGACAACUCCUCAGAACCUUUCUGGGGAGGGGGUAACUGUUACCCCAAUUCUUGUCCCUAUCUAUGCCAGUAAUAACCUUAUAUGAAAUGAAACCUUUUGUAGGUUCUGAAAGCACUCAAACCAAGUGGCACUUUUAAUUCAUGUUAUUGGAAAAUACAGAGACCUUUUUAAACCACUGACUUCUGAUUUCUUAAUAUUUGAACAGCAAUUGAUUAGCCUUUCACAGAUUUUUUUUUUUUGCAUGUAGGCUUUUUUUAGAAAUUAUAUCCUGCCUAGCUGGGCUCUUACGUCCUAUAUUUUAUUACAAAGAGCUGUCAACAGUUUAACAUUUCCAAUAGCUGGAAAUACCUGUACACUGACCCUUGUUUGCCUCAGUUCAGAGGGAGCUAUCUACAAGCUGUUGGCAAAACGCUGAGAUAGUUGGAUUUCCAGUAAAUUCAGAUAUUUGCCUGAAGUUGUCACAACAGAAACUAGAUAGAAAUCUCGGAAAUGAACUCACAUAAAGGCAGCCCUCUGGUGAAAAGCAUUUUAAGAAGUCACGCUUGGCGAAUUGUUGAUGUUUAUAUGUUGGUACCAUACAUGCACGUUCAGACUGAACCUUUUUCAAGUUAUUUGUUACUACAUAAUUGUUUUCCCCCUCUAGGAAAUAGAGUUUUGGAGAUUACUGAUCUUUUGGUUAUCCUUAGAAAAUUGGAAUUUGUGAAAUUUAGGAACAAGAAUGUGAACUUAAAGGAGGAUGAAAACCUUCAAAUUAGUAAUUACUUAAUGGUAUUUAAGUGCUUACUGUGUACCAGGCACUGUAUUAAGCACUGGAUUCUUAUAAUGCUUUGUGAAUUGUGAUAGGCUUUUCACAAAGUUGCAAGUUCCCCCGCUGCAAAGUCGCAAACUCAGGACUUAGAAGAAAACAGAAAUGGUAGUAUAAACCCCAUAAUGAUGAUAUGCUGAUGUUACAGCUAGCAGAGUUUCUGGAAAAGCGGGUUAAACCCAUGGGUGAUUUACUCAUCCCCGCCAAGCCUCUUGUAUCUAAACUUAGUUUUCAAACCCGAAGAAGCUGGUAGACCAGUUGGACUUUAGUGGGAUUCCAGGUAUCUGAAAGGGAUUUUCUCGCUUUUGAAGACUCUCUGCAUGCUGCUCAAAAAAAUAACCCUCCUCAUUUAUCAGAGGCACGAAUUUGCACUUGCAGGCUAGCUCAUUGGAAAUCUCCCUCUCCCUGCCACCUAUUUCCCAUGUAAGCCAUUGAAAUUGUUUUAUUCAUCCCCCACCCACCCUGUUUAAAAAGUCUAUUCCCAUCCCUGUCCUCUCUCUUCCCCGAUCUUCCUCUCAACACCUCUUGCUGGGCUGAAUCCCACCUUGGAACCUUAAACCCACCCAGCCCUUAUUAUUAUUAUUAUUAUUAUAAUCACCAUCAUCAUAAUCAUCAUCAGAAAAGUGUCAUGCUCUCCUCAUCCCUGUACCUAUCCCUAUCUCUGCCUUGCUGGUUUAAUUCUGUUCUUGGCUCCAGCUUCCCCCGAGCUGUGGAACAACAGGAAGGAGACCAAGUUGAGGAGUGGAAAGGGCUGAGAAACAGAUGAAAAGAAAAGGGGUAACUAUUGCCCGCACCCCAUUCUUGAAGUCCUGAGGUUUAAAGAGCUUGGGCGAAAAAGAACUGGAAUUAGAUCGGCAGGAACAGAAACAGGGGAGAAGUUUACAAUAAAGACACAUACGAUUGGGGUACCAGGGCAGGAGUCCAGUGAAAUGGAGAGGCGGUAAGGGAGAUGUCAAAAGCUCCAGAAAUAGGAACCCAAGUUUAAAGGAUGUGUGGGAUAAUAUCAUAUGGAGAGUAGGUAGAGGGCUAAGUAUGUAGGGGGGAGGGAAGUAUUCAAAUGACUUAUCGUGGCAGUAAGUGGCGGCCCAGGAAGAUUUCCAGUUUGCUGGCCAGUGACAGCUAAUGAAUACGUCCCAUUGACAUGAUGCCCUUUUCUCCUUUUUCUAUCGCCCUUUCCCUUUAGCUCAUGCAAGUUGUCAUAAUUUGAAGCAUGUUUCCUUUAAAAGGAUUUGAGGGGACUCUCUUUUUUUAAAAAAAAAAAACAAAACUUUCUGCACAAAGCAAAUCUUAUAGGUUGAAAAUAGUUCAUGUAAUUCUCUUAGGUCUAAAUAGAACUUAGAGUUCUUGUCUUCAUAGCCACUUUCAAAGGGGGAUUUACUGCUGGUACUUUGUUAUUAUAAUCCAGCACACUCUGGCUGAAAAACAGCAAGGCGGAGUCAUGCAGACUGGGUGCUUUGGUUGAGGAGCUGAACCCUCAUUGACCAGGGAUAUCACCCAGUUGGAGGCUUCUGCCUCCUCCCAUCUUCAGCAUGUCUGUCCCUGGAGACUGACCUGAGGUGCUGGAGAGCAGAAGUGAGCAGAAAAGACAGAAAUGUUCUCUACCAGUCAGACAAAUGUUCUGAGAUCCCUGUUUCUGGAGGUGUUUGGAGGCACAUGGCCCCAAAGCGGUCACCUUGUCUGCUCUGCACAAUCCUGUUUACAGUCGAUUAGCACAGAGUGUUGGGGUAGCUUCCUGCAGACUUGAGUCAAAAAUUAAUUUUUUGACCAAAGCUUUUUUUCCCCAAAAUAUACCAGAAGGAGCAAGCCCCGUAUCUCCACAGCCCCAGCACUCUGAGGAGAAGACACUGCCGUAUCCCAUGCUGCUUUCCUCUCCUACCUGGUGGCGUGAGAGAACCCGGCUCCUUGCCUGUUCACCUGGUAUAUAAUAUUCCCAGAGCCAUUUCUGAAUUGACCAACUCCUCUGUAAUGUCUUUGCAACCCAGGAAGUGUGGGCACAUCUUCAUGUCAAGUAAGACCCUGGGAGCUAGAAGAACCCCCUGGCCCCACCAAAAUGCUGCAACUUGUUUGGCCCCAAAUAAACUCUCCUAAUGUUUGUUUGACCGGGAUUAAAGCUGUGUUGAUCUGGGAAUGAGCCGGGUUUCUACAUAGUUCUGUUAAUCUUUAUAUGGGAAAAUGUAGUUGAACAUGCCAGUGAUGAAUUUCCAAGCAACUCAUAAUUGGCUGGCUGCAGCGUAACCAGGGCCUAACUAUUUGCUUGAUUAAUUCUUUAAAGACAGCAUUAGCAAAGUUGUAUGAUUUCCAAAGAGAUAGGCCAAAGGCUCUAUAACAAAGGAACUCUCUGUAAAAUUUCUCUUUUGGGCUCCUUCAACCCCCACCCACCUCUGACCCCCAAAAUAAUACUUUUUCCCCAAAAUCACAUGGGCUAUUGAAUAAUGAGCAGAUCUAAAUGCCAAGGAUAGCCUGCCUGAAUAUGUAGGAAACAUUUUAAAAGGUCUGUCUAUUACCUCCUUAUUUUCCCUGGCAGAGAUAAGCUUUUCAGUCAAUCAGUCAUAUUUAUUGAGCACUUAACUGUGUGUGUGCAGAACACUCUACUAAGUGCCUGGGAGAGUAUAGUAUCACAGAGCUGGGCCUUUUGUCCCAGAGUAGUUGACAAAACAAGCAAGUUUUGUGGAAGCUGCAACUCUACCUCUCCAACAGAAUCCUGAAGAUCAUCAGCAAAAGAAGCAGCAGAUGUCACCAUUAUGUGAGAGUGCUUACUAGUCUGUUUUUGAAUGCAGUAUUUGGCCCUUCUCUGACUACUUACUGAUCAGAGAAGCGUCACUUUGUUUUCCUUCGUCUAACUCCAAAACUGACUGGCUGUGACUGUCUCCUUGGCAAAUAUCAAGCACCACAUUCUUUCUUUAAACUAGUAAUCAGAGCGGCAGCACUUAACUUUGUCUGGUAUUUGUCUGUGUUUAGGAAAUUAGGCACAUCCUCUGUAUCUCUAAAGGACUCUUGCAGUUUGAACAAUGUACAUCAUUACAAAAAUAACCUGAUUCAACCGCCGCACCCAAGAGACCUUGUUCUGUAACUAUGGUGUUUGUUCUGUGCUGCAUCAGAGAUGUGUUUGUGGAAAUAUCCAAAGAAUAAAAUAAGCCUUUGAGGGGGCAGACCAACA
This is a messenger RNA of Ornithorhynchus anatinus (platypus), 6977 nucleotides long. It is a transcript of the gene ST7L, whose product is annotated as suppression of tumorigenicity 7 like. The transcript has 14 exons. Bases 454 to 1755 code for a protein of 433 amino acids. The record is from RefSeq and is a predicted model, not a curated record. Lineage: Eukaryota; Metazoa; Chordata; Mammalia; Monotremata; Ornithorhynchidae. Gene Ontology annotation, molecular function: protein binding.